Lepus europaeus (European hare) is the source of this 2494-nucleotide messenger RNA. RefSeq names its product Pim-1 proto-oncogene, serine/threonine kinase (gene PIM1). The record is from RefSeq and is a predicted model, not a curated record. The coding region runs from base 222 to 1163 and encodes 313 amino acids. Gene Ontology annotation, cellular component: cytoplasm. Gene Ontology annotation, molecular function: ATP binding; protein serine/threonine kinase activity. Gene Ontology annotation, biological process: negative regulation of apoptotic process; protein autophosphorylation. The transcript is spliced from 6 exons. NCBI's taxonomy places the organism in Eukaryota, Metazoa, Chordata, Mammalia, Lagomorpha, Leporidae.
CGCCGCCGCCCGAGCCCCACGAGCCGCCCUCCACGCCGCCUGACCCCACCGGCGCGCCCUCCCGCCGCCAGUCCCGGCAGCGCCCCCAGUUGUCCUCGGACUCGCCCUCGGCCUUCCGCGCCAGCCGCAGCGGCAGCCGCAACGCCACCCGCAGCCCCAGCGCCAGCUCCUGCGGCGGCGCCUCCAGGCACGGUCCCCGCGCCGACACCCUGGAGGUGGGGAUGCUCCUGUCCAAAAUCAACUCGCUGGCCCACCUGCGCGCCGCGCCCUGCAGCGACCUGCACGCCACCAAGCUGGCGCCCGGCAAAGAGAAGGAGCCCCUGGAGUCGCAGUACCAGGUGGGCCCGCUGCUGGGCAGCGGCGGCUUCGGCUCGGUGUACUCGGGCAUCCGCGUCGCCGACAACUUGCCGGUGGCCAUCAAACACGUGGAGAAGGACCGGAUUUCCGACUGGGGCGAGCUGCCCAACGGCACCCGCGUGCCCAUGGAGGUGGUCUUGCUGAAGAAGGUGAGCUCGGGCUUCCGGGGCGUGAUCCGGCUGCUGGACUGGUUCGAGAGGCCCGACAGCUUCGUGCUCAUCCUGGAGCGGCCCGAGCCGGUGCAGGACCUCUUCGACUUCAUCACGGAGCGGGGGGCCCUGCAGGAGGAGCUGGCGCGCAGCUUCUUCCGGCAGGUGCUGGAGGCCGUGCGGCACUGCCACAGCUGCGGGGUGCUGCACCGCGACAUCAAGGACGAGAACAUCCUCAUCGACCUCAGCCGCGGCGAGCUCAAGCUCAUCGACUUCGGCUCGGGCGCGCUGCUCAAGGACACGGUCUACACCGACUUCGACGGGACCCGGGUGUAUAGCCCUCCCGAGUGGAUCCGCUACCAUCGCUACCACGGCCGGUCGGCGGCCGUCUGGUCCCUGGGGAUCCUGCUCUACGACAUGGUGUGCGGGGAUAUUCCUUUCGAACACGACGAGGAGAUCAUCAGGGGCCAGGUCUUCUUCAGGCAGAGGGUCUCCUCAGAAUGUCAGCAUCUCAUCAGAUGGUGCUUGGCCCUGCGACCAUCGGAUCGGCCAUCCUUCGAAGAAAUCCAGAACCACCCAUGGAUGCAGGACGUCCUCCUGCCCCAGGAGACCGCUGAGAUCCACCUCCACAGCCUGUCGCCGGGGCCCAGCAAAUAGCAGCCUUCCCGGCCGGCCCGGCCCUGCCCUCCCCGGCAGAUGGCUGCGGGAGCGGAAGCGGCUGUCUGCAGCUUCCCGACGACCAGUGACAGUUCUCGCCAAGCUGGACAGUGCUUGGCACAGGAACAACAUUGACAACUCAUUCCAGACCCCAGGCCCCUGGAGGCUGCCUCCCACCAUGGGGGGUGGGGGGGAACUGUACUCCAGGUGCCCUAGGCCUCGGUUCCUCCCGUAGAUGCUCUCUCCUUCUCAUAGGUGUCCGGCACCGCUGGGCUCGCGAAAACCCGGGGGUGGGGGGUGGGGGGUCGGAACCCUGCCGUGGAACUGUUCCCUUCAUCACGAGUUCUGCUGAAUGCCGCCAUGGGUCAUAGUGGGGAAACAGGUUGGGAUGGGAUAGGACUAGCACCAUUUUAAGUCCCUGUCACCUCUUCCGACUCUUCUGAGUGCCUUCUGUGGGGACUCCGGCUGUGCUGGGAGAAAUACUUGAACUUGCCUCUUUUACCUGCUGCUUCUCCAAAAAAAUCUGCCCGGGUUUGGUUCCCUACGUGUCUCCCCUCCUCCCCCUCCCCCCCUUCCUACGAAAGGUGCCAUGGAAGAGGCUACAGGGCCAAACGCUGGGCCACCUGCCCUUUCUCUGCCUCCUUGAGUAAAACUGAGCGAACUGGUCUUCCUUUUUGGUUUUUACUUAAAACUGUUUCAAAGCCCAGACCUCACACACACAAAAUGCACAAACAAUGCAAAUCGCCAGAAGAAAAGCUGUAAAUGUGUGUACAGUUGGCAUGGUAGUAUACAAAAGCAUUGUAGUGGAUCUAAUUUUUUAAAAACUUCGCCUUUAAGUUAUUUUUCCUGGUUUUUUUUUUUCCUUUUUUUCUUUUUUCUUUUUCUUUUUUUUUUUUUUUGGGAAGAUGUACGUUCUAACCUGGAGGUCGAUGUUAUGUAUUUAUUUAUUUAUUUAUUUGGUUCCCUUCCCACUCCAAGCUCCCACAGCUGCUGCCCUGGUCUUCUCUCCUCCUCUCCUCCUCUGACUUGGACCUUCCGGGAGGGCAGUGACGCUCUGUUUGUGGGUGACGGGACUCAGGCGGGACAGCUGCUGCCGCUCCCUGGCUUCCGUGGGGCCCUGCUCCUGCACACCCAAGCGGGUCCGGGCCCCGGGCGAGGCAGGGAGGGCCUUGCUGACUUGUGUAUAUAGGCUAGGUGAUGGAAAUCGAUUCUGGAUGGUGUGCCUUCCGGAUCCUCUCUGGGGCUGUGUGAGCAGCGUGUAGCCUGCUGGUUUUAUCUGAGUGAAGUACUGUACAGGGGAAUAAAAGAGAUCUUAUUUUUUUUUUUUAUAC